This is a messenger RNA of Marchantia polymorpha subsp. ruderalis, 1458 nucleotides long. NCBI's taxonomy places the organism in Eukaryota, Viridiplantae, Streptophyta, Marchantiopsida, Marchantiales, Marchantiaceae. The record is from the annotation of a GenBank genome assembly.
CGCGGGGCUGGGGCGGGGACUGUGGGGGGAAACGGCGGGGAGUUGCGCUGCAGCAGAAGACGAGGCGAGGGCAGAGGAGGAGCGAGGCGAGCAGUGGACGGACUGCUGCGCAAUCGGUGCCAAGAUCGGUCGAUUGCUCGAUCGCGGGAGGAGGGCGAGGCCGUUUCGAGGUCGGAUUCUUGUGCUGUGCGAGCCCGCAGAGCUCCAGCACCUCGGCUCCAGCGGAACGACCUCCGAUUGAGCGAAGGAUUGCGCGAAAAUGAGCGGCCUCACGGCCAGAGCUGUGCACUGGGCUGCUCAUGGAGCAGCACCGGAGGCCUCAGGAGUUUCUACAGCAGCUUACCCUCUCGGUGGCUUCUGUGCUUCCAAGGAUAGUCGAAAUUCCAAGCGGCCCAGUCGAGUUUCUUUCAGCAAGGAAAGGAGGAACGCGGGUUGGAGUUCUCUGGUUUGUUACCAGUCGGGGGCGAACGCCGAGGGUUCUUCUACCGGCUCAAAAUCUUCGUUCCGAUGCCAAGCUCUCGCUGAUGACCAGCAGAGUGUAUCGGACGAGGUCGCUUUUGCUGCUCAUGCCCGAGACCUUCUAGGGGACGAUGAGUCACAAAAUUUCUUCGACAGAUUAGUUCGGGCCUGGACCAUUCUCUUUCCUAGUAAGCGAAGGUCGAGCUCCAAUGCGGAGAUCGCCAAACAACGUCUGAAAAUGAUUCUGAUUUCCGAUCGGUGUUCCGUGAACGAUGAAGCCAAGAGGCGGAUUGUGAACAACAUCGUCGGAGCUCUCUCGGACUUCGUGGAAAUAGAAUCGGAGGACAAGGUCCAGCUCACGGUUUCUUCGGACCCUGAUUUGGGCACCGUGUACUCUGUGACGGUGCCGGUGCGGAGAGUGAAGCCUGAGUACCAGGAAUACAGCCGGGAGCUUCAAUGCGUAGCACUUUCUGAGGAGUUCCGAACUUUGGAUCUGAAACUGGAGUACCAGACUGACGGCCUAGAAGGACAGGCAUGACUCUGUUGUUUUGAAAGUUUUGAUCCCAUCGAGCAGGAGCAUCUGACCGUGGACCCCUGAAGCCCUGGGGAUUUUGUUGUCAUAGUGAGAGGGCUUGUUGUACAUUUAGAUUCUUCACCAUUAAUGUGUCUUCUGCACAUGUGCUUCAUCUCGGUCCUGUAAGAUUAUCCUGAGCUCAGUAUGUGAAGGAUGCAUUCUGCCAUCACGAACCUUUCGGAGACCCGAGUUUGAUUGUGAGGACAGCAAUGCUUGCUCAGUGUGUUUUUAUACGCAAGCUGUGGCGAUCAGUAAGUGCAGAAUUGUGGCUGGUGCAGGCCGUAACAUUUACUGCAAGUUGCAAAACACUCAGAACAGUACGUCUAUCGGUACAGAGAGAAUAAUGUAAAUAUCUUUGUUCACCACAUAUCGUGACUAUAUCCAGUCGUCCUUGUUCCUCUACCAUUUAACUUAUGGGAUUGGUC